This is a messenger RNA of Camelina sativa (false flax), 2101 nucleotides long. The record is from RefSeq and is a predicted model, not a curated record. Lineage: Eukaryota; Viridiplantae; Streptophyta; Magnoliopsida; Brassicales; Brassicaceae.
AGCGAGCAGAGUCGGUUCACGUGGAAGCUCAGAGUCAUAAAUCUUUCCUUCAUUCAGCCUAAAACCCCCCAAAAAAAUGUUGUCUAAUCUCUCUUAUUCUUCUCCACCUCCGUUUCUCUUUAGGUUAUCUCAACCAUACAGCAACAAAUCUACCGGAAGAUAAUGCAAGAACCUCUAGCUGAAUCUGAAGGGGAAGAGUUGCUGCAUAAUAUCUUCAAACUCCUCUUCAAUGGCUGUCUCUAACAUGGUUCCCACUGUUCCUGUUCUCUUCUUCUUCUUCUUCUUCUUCUACACUCUUCUUUUGAUUUCUGGUGCAGCGAGUUCGUCGUCUUUAUCUCACAAUGUUAAGGUUCAGGAACAAGACAAAGAUCCCUUUGUUGGUUUCAACAUCGGCACAGAUGUCACUAAUCUCCUCUCACCGACGCAACUGGUCAAAUUCCUCCAAACUCAGAAAGUAAACCACGUCAGAUUAUACGACGCUGAUCCAGAAUUGCUCAAAGCAUUGGCUAAAACCAAGAUACGGGUUAUAAUCAGUGUACCGAACAAUCAGCUUCUCGCAAUUGGAUCUUCCAACAGUACAGCUGCGUCUUGGAUUGGUCGUAAUGUGGUUGCUUAUUACCCUGAGACGUUAAUCACAGCUAUCUCUGUUGGAGAUGAGGUUUUAACUACUGUGCCUUCUUCAGCUCCUUUGCUUUUACCUGCGAUUGAGUCUUUGUACAAUGCUCUCGUUGCUUCUAAUCUCCACACUCAAAUCAAGGUCUCUACGCCUCACGCAGCUUCCAUCAUGCUUGACACUUUCCCGCCUUCUCAAGCUUACUUUAACCAGACUUGGCAUUCCAUUAUGCUUCCGUUGCUUCAGUUCUUGUCCAAAACUGGUUCUCCUUUGAUGAUGAAUCUGUAUCCUUACUAUGUCUAUAUGCAGAACAAAGGCGUGGUUCCUCUCGAUAACUGUUUGUUCGAGCCCUUGACGCCGACUAAAGAAAUGGUUGAUCCAAACACUUUGUUGCAUUACACUAAUGUGCUUGAUGCUAUGGUGGAUUCUGCUUAUGUCUCGAUGAAAAACUUGAAUGUGACUGAUGUGGUUGUGCUUGUGACCGAGAGUGGUUGGCCUUCGAGAGGUGAUUCGAAAGAGCCAUAUGCUACUAUCGAUAAUGCUGAUACGUAUAACUCCAAUUUGAUCAAGCAUAUAUUUGAUAGAUCUGGUACUCCUUUGCAUCCUGAGAUGACCCCAAGUGUCUACAUUUAUGAGCUGUUUAACGAGGAUUUGAGGUCUCCUCCUAUUAGUGAAGCUAGCUGGGGAUUAUUCUACGGGAACUCUACGCCUGUUUAUUUGCUUCAUGUAUCUGGAAGUGGAACAUUCUUAGCAAAUGAUACAACAAACCAGACUUACUGCAUUGCUAUGGAUGGUGUGGAUGCAAAGACUCUUCAAGCUGCAUUGGAUUGGUCUUGUGGACCUGGGAGAGCUAAUUGUAGUGAGAUUCAACCUGGCGAGAGUUGUUAUCAGCCGAAUAACGUGAAGGGGCAUGCUUCGUUUGCUUUUAAUAGUUAUUACCAGAAGGAAGGAAGAGCUUCUGGUUCAUGUGACUUCAAAGGUGUGGCAAUGAUCACUACUACAGACCCAAGUCAUGGAAGCUGCAUUUUCCCGGGAAGCAAGAAGGUCGGAAAUAGGACACAGACAGUGGUGAAUUCAACUCAAGUCGCCGCGGGUGAAGCCACCUCAAGGAGUCUCUCAAGUGGCUUCUACGUCAGUAUCAUGAUUCUUGUAACAUCUUCUAUGUUGCUACCAUUUUGGUGAUUUAUCAUUUUUGCACGGUGAGUUACAAGUGUUUAACUCCAUUGAAGCCCAUUUUGAUCCCAUGACGGGAACGCACUCGAACUCCAGUGCCAUAUAGUACCAACCAGGUCUUCAUAGUGGCAACACCACUAGCCUACGAAGGUGUCAGCAAAGUUACUAUUUUAGGUCUUAAAACAUUUUAUUAGAUUGUAAUUUCUUGUUUUAUUUGUAGACCAUUUUAUUAGUCUCUUGUAUUCUUGUUUGUGGCAAUUAAAAUUUUGUAUAAAACCUGUCUUCCUUGAACAUUAUUGACAUUGUUAUACUGUA